Molecule: messenger RNA, 1221 nt
Organism: Arabis nemorensis
Lineage: Eukaryota; Viridiplantae; Streptophyta; Magnoliopsida; Brassicales; Brassicaceae
Source: the annotation of a GenBank genome assembly
AUGGAUUUCGCUACUUCCUCUCUCUGUCAAGCUCACAAGGUCGCUCUCACGCGUCAACCUUCUUCUCAGGUCAACACCUGCUCCCUUGGUUCGGUCUCCGUUAUCGGAUUCUCGCUUCCGCAAUUCAACUCUCCGUCUCUAGCUAAAUGUCGCCGGAAUCAGAGCUCUUCCGGCUUCGUUAGAGCAGUUGUUGAACAGAAGACCCGUACAGCUAUCAUCAGAAUUGGAACUAGGGGAAGGUCCUCUGAUUCGGAUCCGUUUCAUGGAUUUAAGGGAGUUUCUGGUCUUGUGAUUGAUUUUGUUGCAUUAAUGGACAGUCCUCUAGCACUUGCUCAAGCAUACGAGACUCGAGAAAAGCUUCAGUCAAAACAUCCAGACCUCACUGAAGAAGGAGCUAUUCACAUUGAGAUCAUUAAAACUACCGGUGAUAAGAUUCAAUCUCAGCCGCUUGCUGAUAUUGGUGGGAAAGGACUUUUCACCAAAGAAAUAGACGAGGCCUUAAUUAACGGUCAUAUCGACAUAGCUGUUCAUUCGAUGAAAGAUGUCCCAACUUAUUUACCGGAAAAAACGAUUUUACCUUGUAACCUUGUCCGAGAGGAUGUUCGAGAUGCGUUUAUAUGUUUGACUGCAGCUUCACUAGCUGAGCUUCCAGCUGGAAGUGUUGUGGGAACAGCUUCUCUUAGGAGAAAAUCGCAGAUACUCCACAAAUAUCCCUCGUUAGCGGUUGAGGAAAACUUUAGGGGUAAUGUGCAGACAAGACUAUCAAAGCUUCAAGGAGGAAAGGUCCAAGCAACUCUAUUAGCACUAGCUGGUCUCAAGAGAUUGAGUAUGACAGAGAAUGUCGCAUCCAUCUUAUCUCUCGAUGAAAUGCUUCCAGCUGUUGCCCAAGGAGCAAUCGGAAUCGCCUGCAGAAGCGAUGAUGAUAAAAUGGCAAAUUACUUAGCCUCGUUGAACCAUGAAGAAACAAGACUAGCAAUUGCAUGCGAGAGAGCGUUUCUUACAACGCUAGAUGGCUCAUGCCGUACUCCUAUUGCUGGUUACGCGGCCAAGGACGAAGAAGGCAACUGCUUUUUCAGAGGAUUGGUUGCUUCCCCUGACGGUACUAAAGUUCUUGAGACCUCAAGAAAAGGUCCAUACGUAUUUGAAGACAUGGUGGAGAUGGGAAAAGACGCAGGGCAAGAACUUCUUUCUCGUGCUGGUCCAGGCUUCUUUGGCAACUAA